CCCGCAGCUCCUCGAGCUCCCGUCGUCUCCAUUCGCUGCAGCGCCCAUGGUCAUGGAGGACAAAACCCCGCUGCAGAAUCUGCCGUCGCAUACGCUCCAGAACACGGUUUCGGCGGCCUAGGGCGUGGGGGGCGGCGAGGUCGCGGCCGGAAUCCAUGGCUCUCCCGCGGGCGGCGCUGCUGUUGGGCUCCCCCUAUUCUCUUGUUGCGGCGCCAAACCCUGCUCGCCCUUCUUCCAGGAGAAAAUGUAGCCCUGCUGGAAGAAAUAAUUUCAGGUGUUCUCUGCAUGACAAGGCGCCAUUGAACACUCAUGGAGUAUCCACACGGUUGCUCUCAUGCCUUGCUGCUUCUCUUGUUUUCAUCUCUCCACCUUGUCAGGCUAUCCCUGCAGAGGCCUUUGCACGACCAAAAUUGUGCCAGAUUGCAGACGUAGCUGCCAUCGACAAAGAUGCGGUUCCUCUGAAAUUCGAUAGCCCUUCAGAUGAGGGAAGCAUAGAGUUGAUGAUGAGGGGCAUGACUGCCAAGAACUUCGAUCCAAUUCGCUACUCCGGAAGAUGGUUCGAAGUAGCCUCACUGAAACGUGGGUUUGCUGGUCAGGGGCAAGAGGACUGUCAUUGUACUCAGGGGGUGUACUCAUUUGAUGAGAAAUCACGCUCAAUUCAGGUGGACACAUUUUGUGUCCAUGGUGGACCUGAUGGCUACAUCACGGGUAUCCGGGGGAGGGUGCAAUGCCUGUCCCAAGAGGACAUGGCGAAUGCUGAGACAGAUCUCGAAAGGCAGGAGAUGAUCCAAGGGAAGUGUUUUCUCCGUUUCCCGACACUGCCAUUCAUACCCAAGGAACCUUAUGAUGUGCUUGCAACCGAUUAUGACAAUUACGCCGUUGUGUCUGGUGCUAAAGACACGAGCUUUAUUCAGAUAUAUUCAAGAACACCAAACCCUGGACCAGAAUUCAUUGAGAAGUACAAGUCCUACACAGCCGACUUCGGUUAUGAUCCAAGCAAGAUCAAGGACACCCCGCAGGAUUGCGAGACCAUGUCCAUGGACCAGCUUGGCCAGAUGAUGUCAAUGCCUGGCAUGAGCGAGGCCUUGACGAAUCAGUUCCCAGAUCUGAAGCUGAAUGCACCAGUCGCAUUUAACCCGUUUACAAGUGUGUUUGAAACCCUGAAAAAGCUCGUAGAACUGUACUUCAAGUAAACUCCGUACUGUAAACUUGUCAUGUUCAGUGUUCACUAAACAUGAAGUUGCAAUUGAAUAAAAUUCUC
Molecule: messenger RNA, 1261 nt
Organism: Oryza brachyantha (malo sina)
Lineage: Eukaryota; Viridiplantae; Streptophyta; Magnoliopsida; Poales; Poaceae
Product: chloroplastic lipocalin
Exons: 5
Coding region: 156-1193 (345 amino acids)
Molecular function (GO): small molecule binding
Source: RefSeq, a predicted model, not a curated record